Molecule: messenger RNA, 1834 nt
Organism: Schistosoma bovis
Lineage: Eukaryota; Metazoa; Platyhelminthes; Trematoda; Strigeidida; Schistosomatidae
Source: the annotation of a GenBank genome assembly
AAUAGCGCAUUAUAGAACUAUUGCGUUACUUUAGGCUUUUUUCCGUUCACUGAGUAUAUUCUCGCGUUGAGUGGUUGUCGGUAACGACGAUCACCAUCAAGCGUUCGUGGGCUAUUGUUCAUUUUUUAACGAUAGCAGAUCUAUUAACCAAAGACUAAACGUCACAUGUCUAGCAGAGUGUCUUUAAAACAGAAACUGAUAGGUCAGUUAGAAGAUGCUGAUUCAAUUUUAAGGGACAUACUUUCUGCAGCCUCCAAAAAGAAAUCCUCUGUUACACUGCUCCCUCUCAUAGAAUUAUUGUUGGAAAAAGAUCAACAGCUUAAGGAAACUUAUAAAGAAAUCGAAGUUUACAACGAAAUACAGAAAAAGAUCGAUCUCCUUAAGGCGGAUUGCUCGAAAUCCGACAAACAGAUCCAGUCAUGUCAGCUUCAUUUAAAAAAGACUGAAGUUAUUUUGAGUACUGCUUUAUACUAUUCCAGACAGAAGUUGGACUCAAUGACUACUGCUGUUAAAAAUCCGAUUGAUAUGGAAGAGCUCGUUAGAUUUUCCCACAGGAUUAGCGCUACUCAUGGCGUAAUAGCCCCAGACAACUGGACUCAAGGAGACCCUAGAAGACCAUACCCAAAUAAAGAAGAGAUUCGGCGUGGAUACUUGGGUCAUAUCGAUGAUGCUGGAAAUUUUCGGCAGUCACUUUGGGAUGCUUUGUUGGAUACUGCUGCUGCCGCAGCCUCAAUAGUUAGUUCGUCUACCCCAUCAGUCUCCAGUAGUUCUGGUCCAAAUAGUUUGGGCAACGCGAAUAUAGUGGCGUCUCAGACUCCUGUAUAUCACAGUAACCAAACGCAACCCACAAGUUUAUCGCUAGUCACUUGCUCUCCGAAUAUGAUUCUACCAGGGGUUAACAUGGUUUCCUCACCAAUGUCCUUCUCACAGUCUGGUGGCUCGUCUACAUGGACUGGACCAAAUAUGAACCUCGUCACAGGAAAUCCUACCAGUUCGGAAUUAGCUGGUCCUCAAAUACCAGCUUCUCGACCGCCUUCGACUUCACUAGCCGCUAUGCUUACUGGUACAAAUAUAAUGGAUCAACAUUCUCGUAACACCACAUUGCCUCCACCUCCUCUUAAGCCAGGAAGUGGACAAAUGCAAGCAAGUCAGGCCACGUCUUUCCGGCCAAGUGGUGUCCUACCUCGACCAUCUAACUCUGGAAAUCGACAAGCAUUUCCUUCAUCUCCGAAUUCCUCUGGAUCGCAACAUAUGCAGUAUCCACAUAGUGAUACAUAUCCCGGUUUUAUGCCGAACAGUAAAACAUCUAGACCACAUUCCAAACGUGCACAUCGGAAAAACACAGACACAGAGUGUACGGAAAUGUCAUCUAAUUCCUCUAGUGAUUCAUCCAGUGGUGAGGAAUGACUGUACUUUUGUUACCUUUUCAAUAAAAUUCAAACAAACCAACUACCUCUUUAUUCUCAUAGAGAUUACUCAGAUAUUUGAAAGAACGACUGUCGUCCCAUGUCAUUUCAACGGUUGUUGAGCAAAGGAGAUGAGGGAAAUCGUCUUCAAACUUCUCAUACAAAGCGGUACCGACUAGUUCUUCUCAGUGUGAGACUUCUAAGUAGAUCAUGUUCUCGAAAAUAUGAAAUCACACCAAAAAUUUCUUGAUUUUACAGGAAGCACAUCAGUAACAUUUGAUUCUGAUCCAACUAUCUGUAUUUUUUAACCGGUAAUUUAGGUACCAUAAACAGUAUAACGUGUAGGAUUAUAUAAUCAGAAAAGAUUUUAUAACUAUGGUUUCUAGUAUUCCUUGAGGUGGUUUUAAUUCAUAAUAAACUGUUUACAU